AUGUAUUUUAUAAGUUUUCUUUUUCGAAAAUAUUCAAGUAUAAGUAAUAAAUUGAAUAUAGAGAAAAUAAAAAAUACUAAUAUCAUAAAUGAGGAAAUAACAAAUAAUUAUAUAAGCAGAAGACAAAGGGAAAAAAGAAUGAAGUUAGAUAUAAACAUAUAUGAAAAUUUAAAAAAAAAAAUGCUAGGAAAACCUAUAAAUAAAUUGCAAAAAAAAUACAUAAAUGAAAAGCGCCCCAAAUUUGCUCCAAUAUUUUUAGAUCAGUUAAAACCUAGAAUGACUUUAUAUAGAAAAGCUAUUAAAGUAAGUGAGCUACCUUUGCCUAAAUAUCCUGAAAUUGCUUUUAUAGGAAGAUCAAAUUGUGGAAAAUCUACUUUAAUUAAUGAAUUAUGUGGAAGAACAAAUAAAGCAAAAGUUAGUAAAUUACCUGGAUGCACUCAAGAGAUUCAUUUUUAUAAAAUUGGGAAACCAUGCUUGUUAUGUCUAGUUGAUUUACCAGGAUACGGUUUCGCUCAUAGUAAAGAAGAGUUAAGAUUACAAUGGAAUGAAUUUACUUUGUUUUAUUUAAAAAACAGGAAAAACUUAAAAAAAGUUUUUGUUUUAAUUGAUUGCAGAGUUGGUUUAAAAACUAGUGAUAAAGAAUUAUUACAUUUUUUUGAUAGAUAUAAUAUUAAAUAUCAAAUAAUUUUAAGCAAAUGCGAUUUAUUAAAUACGAAAGAUUUGGCUAUAAAAAUACAAAUUAUAAAUGAAGAAAUAAAAAAUUUUAAAAACAAAGAUAAGUCAAUUAUUCCAUUAAGUUCUCUUAAAGGGCAAAAUUUAAAUGAAUUGAGGAAUGAAAUUGCGAAAUAUCAAUUAAAUAAAACUAUUGUUAAAAAUAAUAUUAUAAUGAAGAUAAAUGAUUUAUUGGAACAAAAAAAAUUAAAAAAAUUAAAAGAAAAGGAAAGUUGUGAAAAUGAAAGUGAAUAUCAAAAUAAAAAUUCAAUUUUUUCUUCAAACAUUUUGGAAAAACACAAAAAAAAAGAAAAAAAUUCAGAAAGUAUUUCAAAAGACAUAUUAAUAAGUAAUGAAACUGUUUUUGAAGCAUUAAAUAGGUGGAAAUUAAAUGAUAAAAUUAACACAGAUAUUAAUUUUAAUAAAUAUAUGAAUCAUCAUAUUAAGUAUUUAAUAACUUUACUUCAAAAAAGCUUUUUAAAAAAUUGCUAUAGCGAAUAUAAUAAUAACGAUUUAGAUAUUAUAGAUAAAAUUAUCGAAAAUUUUGAUAAUUCGAACAAUGAUAAUAAUAAUCAAAGAGAUCUUUCUAUAAAUUACUCAGAAAAUAAAAGAAAAACCUAUGUAGAAAAUAAAAAGAGCUUUAAAAAUGGAAUAUAUAUGAAUUGUAAACAGAGUAAAUACAAGGAAGAGAUGAAGAUAAAAGAAAAUAAUAAUAAUAAUAAUAAUAAUAAUAAUAAUAAUAAUAAUAAUAAUAAUAAUAAUAUUAAUAUUAAUAAUAUUAAUAAUAAUAACGCUAAUUUAAUUAUGAAAAACAAUGUAAAUAACGCAUUAUCUGAAGAUAAUUUAAAGGAGAAAGUAAAUCUUAAGAAGUGUGAUAUAGUUGAUAAUAAUUUAAGGGAUGAAAAUAUUUAUAAUAUAAUUAGAGAUGAAGAUAAAAUUGACAAUAUAAAAAUAAAUAAAUAUGAUAAAUGCUAUUAUGAAACAAAAAAUGAGAAUUAUUUAUCAAAAAAUUCAGAAGAAGAAAGUAUUAUAGAUAAAUUAAAUAAUAAAAAAAUAUUUGAGUAUUCUAAUGAUUUUUCCUUAAAUGAAGCGGAUCCAAUAGAAAGUGUACUAUUUCAGAGUAGUUUACUUAAAUUUGAUAAAAAUAUGAAUAAUCAUUUUAAUUGUAUUCAUUCAGAAAAUGUAAAAAUGGACAAAUUAUUUGAUGAAAAUAGUAAAAAUAAAAAAUUAAGUGAUUGUUUUCAAGAAAAAAAUUACUCUAAAAUUAAAAAUGAUAUUCUAUUAGAUGAAGAUGAAACUUAUUCUCCUGAGGAUUAUGCAAGUGGUUUAAAAAAACCGAAGAAAUCAUUAAAAAAUGAUUCUUUAUACAAUUAUGAAUUUAAUAUAAAUGAUAAAAAUACAUAUUAUAUUUACGAAAAAAAUAAAUCAGAAGCUUAUAAAAUAUUUAAGAGUAAACAAUUAGAAAAUUUGAAUUAUGAAAGUGAUUUCAAUUCAUCUAAAAGGGAAAAACAAAAAGAUGCUUGUACAAGUAAUUCUUCUUCAAAUGUUAAUAAUUUAAAAGACAGUAAUGCUCCCAAACGUAAUAAUUCUUCUAUUGAAAAAGGCUUAGAAAAUAAAAUAGAAAAUGAUGAGAAAAACAUAAAUAUAAAGAAAAAAUACAUAGGUUUAAAAACAAGAAAUAAAAUUAUAAAAGGAACUAAAAAACUAAAGUUAUUUGGUAAAAAAAGAGAAAAAGAAAUAGUAAAUAUACCUACAGAUUUAGCUACUGAUUACUUUAAAUUAAAUAAUAAAUCUACUAUUUAUAAUAAAAAAAAGAACAGUUGGAACUAUAUAAGUAGCAAAUACAAUAAAUGGUUGAAAAAAGUAAAGAAUAAAAAUAUCUCUUCUGAAAUCACUGGUACUAUUAAAAAAGCAGAUGUAAUGACAAGAUAUGCAGAAAAACAAGAAACAAAAUAUAAAAAAGAAAAAAAUAAAUUAUUAAGGCAAAAGAAGAACUUAAGCAUGAUAACAAAACCACCUAAUCAUAAAAAAUAUAAAAAGAUUUCAAGAAAUUAUACCUUAUCUGAUGAGCAAAAAAUAUUUGAUAGAGAAGCUUUUUUUAAAUAUCGUGAUGUUCAAAAGUGA
Plasmodium relictum is the source of this 2835-nucleotide messenger RNA. Its product is annotated as GTP-binding protein, putative. The record is from RefSeq and is a predicted model, not a curated record. NCBI's taxonomy places the organism in Eukaryota, Apicomplexa, Aconoidasida, Haemosporida, Plasmodiidae. Bases 1 to 2835 code for a protein of 944 amino acids. The transcript has a single exon. Gene Ontology annotation, molecular function: GTP binding.